This is a messenger RNA of Salvelinus sp. IW2-2015, 837 nucleotides long. The record is from RefSeq and is a predicted model, not a curated record. Lineage: Eukaryota; Metazoa; Chordata; Actinopteri; Salmoniformes; Salmonidae.
AUGGGACCCACAUGCACACAAGAGCCCGGCUGCAGGUUUGUUCCCAUCUCGACGGGGGACACCAGGAACAGCUACACCCACACCCCAGGGGGAAACCACAACAGCACCGCCACCUCCAGGGGGGUCACACGCAACGCCACCACCAUGGGGGCCACCAGAACCCACCCAAGGGGGCGACCAAAAAACCAAGAAACACCAGUCAGGGGGAGACGGAACCCCAACCCAGCGAACCCACGCCGAACGCCAGGCGUGGUGAUCUUUAGCACGAGAAACACCAAGCCCCCCAGGGAGACCAAACACAGAAACAAGUGCCCCCGCCAGGGGGACGACAACACAGAACACGCCACACCCAGGGGAUUUCAGAACUCAAGGAACCCCCACCCCAGUGGGGACCAACACAGAACGACAGGUUCUCUGCCGCCAAUGGAUGAGGGAACCAACCAGAACAACCACCCCAGGGGGACCAACACAGAGAACACGUCCGCAGCCUCGCCGGGGGACCAACACCAGAAUACAGCGCCCCCGCGAGGGGGGACGCCAACAGCAGGAGGCACCCCACCCCCAGGGGGAACCAACUCACAGAACACCCACCCAGGGGGAAUUAAUCACAGGGAACAACCCCACCCCAGGGGGACUAAACCACAGAACAGCACCACUGCCCAGGGGGGACCAACACAGGAAAGCCACCGCCAGGCGGGACCAACCAAGAACACACCCACCUGUACCCCAGCGGGGGACACGACAACCAGAACACCCACUUCCAGGGGCCACACAACACAAGAACACCACCAAGGGGACCAACAAAGCAACAGCCCGACACCGCCAGGGGGCACCUAA